GUGCUAUCACCUGCGCAUCGCCAUCUGUAGAGGACGCUCUCGGCACAGGCUCAGCCGCAGCGCACUGAUCACUGUCGCGAUGGGGCUGGCGAGCAGCGGCAGCGGCGAGCGAGCGGGUAGCGAGCGCAGCGUGGCCCAUCACCUUCACGAGUGGUACAGGAAGUUCAUGCGCGAGUGCCCGAGCGGAAUGAUCACGCAGCACGAGUUCAGGCGCCACGUGUGCGCCGCGGGGGCGCUGGGCCCCGGCUCGGCCGAGUACGCGGAGCGCCUCUUCAGCACCAUGGACACCAACGCGGACGGCGCCGUGGAUUUCUUGGAGUUCGUGACGGCGCUCAGCCUCCUGCUCGAGGGCUCGCCCCAGCAGAGGCUCCACUGGUCCUUCCAGCUGUGCGACCGGGACAGCGAUGGGGCCAUCACCAGAGCCGAGAUGUUGGAGAUCAUGAACGCCGUGUGCCGGAUCGACGUGGCCCUGGGUGGCGGACACGGCUCCCUGGGCCCUGUGGAGUGCACGGAGCGCAUCUUUGCCGGCCUCGACAAGGAUCACGACGCGCUCAUCACCCUGGAGGAGUUCACGGAAGGCGCCAUGGCGGAUGCGUGGCUCCUCAGCACCCUGCAGUGCGACCCGGCUCGCAUGCGCGUCCAACCCAAAUCCUGCUGAGUCGAAGUCAAGGGGAGGGGGCACCCCCCACCCCCCCACGCCUCCUCCCCUCUCCCCCUCGUUCUCCCGCUCCUCCACCUGAGCCGGGUGUUAGGGAUAGAGUUGAGGGGUAGGGGCUUUGCCAGUCGGGGUCUAUUGAGCCCUCUGCUGCGGCAGAGGGCCCACGUGGUCGCGUGAUUAUCCACUCCUCACAGCGGCGCGUGGAGGAGUCCUAUCGAGGUGCACAGAGUUGAAUCAGACGUCCGUUCUACGGCCACGUCAACACAUUAAUUCGAAUUUUGGAUUAGUGUGCCAGGGCAGGAUCCUCAUGCCCAGGGGCCUGAGACACGGUGUGUGCUUGCUUUGCUUGAAUCAUUUAGAACGUUGUCGUUAUUCACGAGAAUUAUAGGGGCACGUUGGUGAAUAGUUGAAGGUUUGUUAUCGUGUGUGGCUUUGAUGAACGGAUUUUUUUGUUUGUUAUAUAUUCAUCGUAUUACGGUUAACAACUGGUUCGUAAGAAAUUUAAUCCUAAAUAAUCAAUUGGCUAAACACCCAAGCAGAAUUAAUCAGUGAGAAUAAUCCGGAUUAAAACAGAUGGAUAUGAAUCAACUAUGCGUUUAAUUAUACUUUUUUUAAAUCUCAAGGGCAUCUGGUGGCAACAUGGAUAGACAAUGAUGGGCAACAGGUCUCGUUUGACACCGCCACGUGCUCAGGGCGUGCCCUUUAUUACGAUCUGGCCCUUGUUGUCGAGGCCACAUCGCUUAGAGACUGGUCCUGCCUGUGCUUGCAUAUUCCCCGAAGUUGUACAAUGAAUAUUCACAAGGACAGAUUUCUCUGAAAUACCACCCUUGUUACAUAUCUCACGGAUAGAUCUCGAUGCUCUGUUCAGCAAGGAGUGAGCCAAUUUAUUAAUUAUGAAUUUAGCUUGCUCGGUAAUUUCUUUUGUAUUGUUUUCAAAACUUUGUUACCAGCACACAAUCGCGUAUUCUUGUGAAUUAUAUCACAGAGUCACAGCUAGAGUGAGCCGUGUGUCAAGUGUCCACUGCAGAAACUCGUGUGACCUGGAGUUCCUGCCCCUGACAUGGCCCAAUCGAUAGCGUGUUGACUACUUGGUGCAGAAUUUUGCAGCUCGAACCAAGCAGGCCGCCCUAGUGACUAUAAAUUGUGCACCGUCCACUUCUAAGUAGAUAUUAAAUAUCCCAUGACGUUCUUGGAGAGAGAGAGAGAAAGAAGGCAAUCGUGUACCAACUCGCAUCGUCCAAAUCGUAUGUGCAGUUGGAAAAAUAUGACCCGAAUGUGACCGAAUUGUAAUAACGAGAUAGCAACACCUCUUCCCAUCGGCCAACGAUACCCAUUUGCAGACCGGUGUUGCCACUGGUGGUCCCCUAGGCUUGUCUUCCACAUGGAAAGGAACGGUUUAGCCGGGAUUUUAUGUCAGGUGCGUUCAGAUGCCGAGGCAUUUACGCAUCCGACAAAUGCAAAUCCUAAGUCUGUUCCUCGAGUUGUCUUCACAGCUUUCCUCCUCACCCCACCUCCACCCCCCCCCCCUCCCCAUGCCUGACAUUUAAACGUUCGUUAUUUAAUUUCGAAACACGCGGGGAACUCAGCUCAGAGCUGCCUCCUCACCCUCCUCCUUCCGCACAAUUCCCCCGUCGCUGCCCUCGGCGAUGCGUAAUUGGCGGAUGUUUUUGAAAGGGAAAUGAUGGCGACGUCUUCCUUCAUUACAUCUCUCGACGCGUGGGGGUGUGGUGGCGGUCGCGGUGGCGAGAUUCCUCACGGCUCGCUCACCUCGGCGAGGUGGAUCUCACAGAGUUUGGCAAACGUGAACGAUGACCAGUACGGGUCGUCAUCGCGAACAUCUUACACAAUCAGAAUCUUCAAUAUAAUAUUUAAUCAUCAUCGUAAUCGACACACAUUAUUAUUAUUCAUUGUAAAAUAUCAGCAGUUAAAAAUCAAUAUCAUCUUCAUCUUUCCACAUCAAAAGCACGCUGAGCAGUGACGCAGUGGCCAGCAGUUUAGCCACUGGUUGCAAAGGUUCGCUGUUCGGAACCCAGCGGCAGCCCUGGUUAUUACUGCGGUGGUGCUCGGUAUGAAUGAUAAUCAUACGCACCGUCUCUUUCACAGUUUACGUUGAAGAUUCCGUGACAAGUUGUCCAUUAUGUGCCGGCGUCUAUGGUUCAAAUUUCCAUAAUUUUAAAAAUGACGCUGCAAAUUACUCAAUUGGAAUAACGAAUACACGGCAAUCAUCGCCGCCUCCUGCAAAACAAAAUUGACAGAACCCUCCUGAAAGAGAGGCAUGAGACUCGACGAGGCUUACAUGGGAAAACAAGAAGCAUAACAAUUAUCGUCCAUCAUCAAAAACCAUCACCCAAGGCACCAUAAAACAUCAUCCAUUAUCACAAAUAAUUCUCAUCAUCAAGAACCCGAACUGUAUGAAAUACAUUUGUUUUGUAUCAACUGACAAGGCACAGGUUUGAUUUCCCAAGUGGGAAUGAAUUUAGGUGCACGUCAGGAACGUUACAAAUAAUGACGCGAACGUGAGACUCAAUCCCGUGUGGAUCACGGCCACGUGGCAUUGAGGGCGGUUAGGAGUUCCCCCCCCCCCCACCCAACCCUCCCCACCCACCCUGCAAAUCCUCCUCAUUUGUGGUCAUGAAUUAUUGGUGAAGUAGCUGCCAGCACGUCACGGGUCACUCACCAGGGCCUCCAGCAGCCGCGCGGUCUUCAUCCGCCAGUCCAGGGUGGGUGGGGGUGGGGGGGUGGCGAACAGGUGAGGGGUGAGCGGGGCUCUGCUGUGUUCACCAUCCACCCCCUGCCCCUUGCGCCCCCCCCCCCCCACUGCCGCCUGCGCCCGCCUCAGCUACAGCAAUAUUCGUCACACAUCAAUGCCGCAAUACGUGGUGGGAGUGGUGGCGAGGUGGUUUGUGCACUGCGCUAUGUGAACCCUUGUGGAAUAUUUUGACAUUUUUUAUUUGGGCACGCUUGUUUUUGUCCUGAUUUAUAUUUGCUUCUUUGCUGUUGUUUAGUUUUAUUUGUUCUGGCUCUUGUCAUGUUGGUGGCCCAGGAUCACUCUUGCAAUUGGCAUGUACCCUGGUCUCUUGGGUUCUCACCACGGCUAAUAUCUGUGGCGAGUAAUAUCUGGGCCGGUCCUGGUUCCGUUUUUCACCGUCCCGCAUUGACCCGAAUGGUGAAGUAUGGUCAAACAUAUCCCCAUGAACAACAUGGCAUGGUGGAGACCUUCAUCAGUGGAACGACAAAUGCCUUUAAAUAUCAAUCGAUUAAACAUAAAUUUGAAACAUUACAUUACAGCCAGUGUCCACUGCUGGACUAACAGGUUCAAUGUAUUUUCCUGUAAUGAGAUAAUUUUUCAAUCCACUGCUCGAUGAAUUAGACUGACAAAUAAUAAUAAUAAUACAAUUAUUUAGAUGUAUAAGUUGUCCUUAAACAAUGGAUCAGACAGCACCAUGCCCGCAAAGGGAAAAAAAUAAGUGAGAAGAAACUGUGGGGGGGGGGGGGGGGGGGCGUCUAUUGAGACACAAUAGAGACGUAGGGAGGAGGCAAUUUGUAACCAGUUGGUGGGGCCUCAGCUGGCAUUUAAAUGUCUCUAUCGACUCCGAGUUGCUCAUCUCGUGUUAGUGAACGUGUGUUAGCUAUGAACGCCAAUAAACCACCAUCCCUUGUGUGAGCGGAGUGCGACCGGCGUCUCUGGCUGGGGCGUCGUCGUCUGCGUGAA
Messenger RNA from Lethenteron reissneri (Far Eastern brook lamprey), 4370 nucleotides. Its product is annotated as guanylyl cyclase inhibitory protein-like. The record is from RefSeq and is a predicted model, not a curated record. Lineage: Eukaryota; Metazoa; Chordata; Hyperoartia; Petromyzontiformes; Petromyzontidae. Gene Ontology annotation, molecular function: calcium ion binding.